AUGUGCCAACGGCAUGACGAAACUUACCGAAGUCAUAAGCCAAACAUUCAAUUCCGCGGUGGCAAGGGGCGAUAUACAAAGACGCAGCUCUGCUCAGAUAUCAUCAUCGCGUUCCCUCUGACAUCCCAAGCUCCAAAGGAAUCAGGAUUGGUUCUCUCAGCUGCUGAGAAAACUCUUUUCGCACAAGUUGGCGUCAACGGGUAUUUCUCAUCAGCCGUCCGAAUGAACAAGCUUGGCGACAACCUGACUGUCUCCCAAGAGCUUUUAAACCCUCUCACUCCUUUGAAACCCGAAGGCCAACCUGUAUACUUGACUCCAUUGCAUCCAGGGUCCAACAUCGUCAGCGUUUACUCAGCGGAUGACCCUGCGCACCCAAGUGUCACCUGA
This is a messenger RNA of Fusarium oxysporum Fo47, 387 nucleotides long. RefSeq lists its product as uncharacterized. The record is from RefSeq and is a predicted model, not a curated record. The coding region runs from base 1 to 387 and encodes 128 amino acids. NCBI's taxonomy places the organism in Eukaryota, Fungi, Ascomycota, Sordariomycetes, Hypocreales, Nectriaceae. The transcript is spliced from 2 exons.